AUGAAUCGGAGGCAGCAAGUAAAGCGUAGAGUAGGUAAGUAUGAAGUGGGAAGAACAAUUGGAGAAGGAACUUUUGCUAAAGUUAAGUUUGCAAGAAACUCUGAAACUGGAGAACCUGUUGCUCUCAAGAUUCUUGAUAAAGAGAAAGUCCUUAAGCAUAAGAUGGCUGAACAGAUCGGAAGAGAAAUAGCAACUAUGAAGUUGAUAAAACAUCCAAAUGUUGUUCAACUAUAUGAGGUGAUGGCAAGUAAGACAAAGAUAUUUAUCAUCUUGGAGUAUGUUACAGGAGGAGAGCUCUUUGAUAAGAUUGUAAAAGACGGUCGGAUGAAAGAAGAAGAGGCUCGGAGAUAUUUCCAACAGCUUGUUCAUGCUGUGGACUACUGUCAUAGCAGAGGUGUUUACCAUAGAGACCUCAAGCCUGAAAAUUUACUAUUGGAUGCAUAUGGUAACCUCAAGAUCUCAGAUUUUGGACUAAGUGCUUUGUCCCAACAAGUCAGGGCUGAUGGACUCCUUCAUACAUCUUGUGGAACUCCAAACUAUGUUGCUCCUGAGGUUCUUAAUGAUGGAGGCUAUGAUGGAGCAACGGCUGACAUGUGGUCAUGUGGUGUUAUACUCUAUGUCCUGCUUGCAGGUUACUUGCCUUUUGAUGAUUCUAAUCUAAUGAAUCUUUAUAAGAAAAUUUCAUCUGGUGAAUUCAACUGUCCUCCAUGGCUCUCACUUGGCGCCAUGAAACUUAUCACUCGAAUCUUAGAUCCAAACCCAAUGACCCGUGUAACGCCACAAGAGGUCUUUGAAGAUGAAUGGUUCAAGAAAGAUUACAAGCCUCCAGUGUUUGAGGAGAAGGGUGAUUCAAACAUGGACGAUGUUGAAGCUGUUUUCAAAGAAUCCGAGGAGCAUCUUGUUACUGAGAAGAAAGAAGAGCAGCCAGCAGCAAUCAAUGCCUUUGAGAUCAUCUCAAUGUCAAGAGGGCUUAACCUCGAGAAUCUGUUUGAUCCAGAACAGGAAUUUAAGAGAGAAACAAGGAUAACACUGAGAGGAGGCGCGAAUGAGAUCAUCGACAAGAUAGAAGAAGCUGCAAAGCCUCUUGGUUUUGAUGUUCAAAAGAAGAACUAUAAGAUGAGGCUUGAAAAUGUGAAAGCUGGGAGGAAAGGGAAUCUCAAUGUUUCAACAGAGAUAUUCCAAGUAGCACCAAGUCUACAUAUGGUUCAAGUAUCAAAAUCAAAAGGAGACACUCUCGAAUUUCAUAAGUUCUAUAAGAAGCUCUCUAACUCUCUAGAGAAUGUAGUCUGGACGAACAACGAAGCCAAGAAAGAAACUGGAAAGUGA
Molecule: messenger RNA, 1326 nt
Organism: Microthlaspi erraticum
Lineage: Eukaryota; Viridiplantae; Streptophyta; Magnoliopsida; Brassicales; Brassicaceae
Source: the annotation of a GenBank genome assembly